UUCUUUGGAUGGAAUGGGGCUAGCUAGAAACUAGCACUGAGCUUUGAAUUGAAUUUGAAGUUUUCAGAUAAGAUAGCCACAUAUUGUCGGAGCGUUCAAUAGAGAACGGAGUGAAAUGAAACGCGAUGUCCGGAUACUGCUGUUGGGGGAACCCAAAGUGGGAAAGACCUCUCUCAUCAUGUCUCUGGUCGGGGAGGAGUUUCCCGAGCAGGUUCCUCUUCGGGCGGAGGAGAUCACCAUACCGGCUGACGUCACGCCUGAGAAAGUGCCCACACAUAUAGUCGACUAUUCAGAAACUGAACAGUCUGAUGAAGUGUUGAGGGAGGAAAUCGUAAAGGCCAAUGUUGUGUGUGUGGUUUAUGACGUCACACAAGAGGAAACCAUUGACAAGAUCAGGACUAAAUGGAUUCCUCUGGUGAACGGUGGUGCUGAAAAAGGAAACAAGAUUCCCAUCAUCCUCGUGGGCAACAAGUCUGACCUUCGCUCCGGCAGCUCAAUGGAAACCAUCCUGCCCAUCAUGAACCAGUUUUCAGAGAUUGAGACCUGCGUAGAGUGCUCGGCCAAGAAUCUGAAGAAUAUUUCGGAGCUCUUUUAUUACGCCCAGAAGGCAGUUCUACACCCGACUGCUCCGCUCUACGACCCUGAAGACAAACAGCUGAAGCCACAGUGUGUUCGAGCUCUGAGUCGGAUCUUCAGCAUCUCUGAUCAGGAUAACGAUCACAUACUCAGUGACGCCGAACUUAACUGCUUUCAGAAAUUGUGUUUUGGGAAUCCACUGGCUCCUCAGGCUCUAGAAGACGUGAAGACAGUUGUGUGGAAAAACACCAGUGAUGGAGUCCAGGACAACGGACUCACACUUAACGGUUUCCUCUUUUUGAACACUCUCUUUAUCCAAAGAGGGCGUCAUGAAACCACCUGGACCAUCUUGCGUAAAUUCGGCUAUGAUGACACGCUUGAGUUGACUGAUGACUACCUCUACCCACCAUUACGAGUAUCGGUGGGUUGCACGACAGAGCUGAAUCAUCUGGGCCAUCAGUUCCUCCAGAAACUCUUUGAUAAGUAUGACGAGGAUAAGGAUUCAGCUCUCUCUCCCGCAGAGCUCAAGAAUCUGUUUAGUGUUUUACCCUACAUGCCCUGGGGCCCGGAGGUGUACAGUAACGUCCCCUUAUCAGACGACAACUACAUCUCACAGCACGGGUACUUCUGCCAGUGGAUGUUGUCUGCUUACCUGGAUGUCCACCGGUGUUUGGAGCAUCUCGGUUACCUCGGGUAUCCCAUACUAAUGGAGCGAGAGUCCCAGACCUCUGCCAUCACAGUAACAAGAGAAAAGACAUUAGACCUGGAAAAGCGACAGACCCAGCGCACCGUGUUCCUCUGCAAAGUGAUCGGUCCACGCGGAACGGGAAAGACUGACUUCCUUCGAGCUUUUCUGGAGCGAAGCACUGAGAGAAACAAGCGUGACCCCGGUCCCCCCACAAUAUACGCCAUCAACACCGUCUCAAUAGCCAAUCAGGACAAGUACCUCAUCCUGGAGGAGGUGGACGUGGAAACAGAGUUUCUAAAAGCAGCAGACGCCGCGUGUGACGUGGCGUGUCUCAUGUAUGAUGUCAGCGACCCGGACUCCUUCAACUACUGCGCUAGUAUUUAUAAGCAGCACUACAUGGACAGUGGGAUCCCGUGUGUGGUUGUGGGCUCCAAAGCUGAUCUGAUAGAAGUCAAACAGCAUCAUGGGAUGAGCCCGUCUGAGUUUUGUUACAAACAUCGGCUGCCUUCACCUCUACGUUUCUCAGCGCUGCUCACACACACUCACACACACAUUUACAGCAAGCUCACCUGGGCUGCCAUGUACCCGCACCUGAACGGAUCAGACAUGAGCAGCACGUCUUUCUGGCUGCGUGUGACUCUGGGCGCCACAAUAGCCGCCAUGCUGGGCUUCGCUCUGUACAGAGCAUUUAGCCGACACAAAUGAGGCAAACACUCACGUUCUCUCACAAUACACGCAGAUAAACACACACUCCCUCGUUUCCUGCGCUCUGUCUUGGCCUUACUGAGUCACUGUGGCUUAACAAGGGCGUGAAGCUCUAACAGUUACAGUGACGACAACUCAAUUAAGCAAAUGUUUCUUUUGUUUUCAGCUGGACUAAAGUAUUGCACACACGCUUUGCUUUUAUUACAAAAAUUCCCGAUCUUACCGUAUGACCUACAUUGGUCGAGCCCAAGAGACGUUUUUCAUCAUGUUUUGAGAGGAGCAAUGAUUUAAAAGGUUACGUUUUGAAUUGUACAGAGUUUGUAAUGUAUUUAACAGCUUGGGAAAUCAGUAUGGAUCAUGAAAAUAUUCCAUGUGAGUCUCACACCUCAAUUUUGGGGUCAGUUAUUCAGUUUUACUUCAGCCAGUUCAGGAAAUGCACUUAGAGUUGAGGUCAAAAGUUUACAUCCUCCUUUCAGAAUCUGCAAAAUGUAAAUUUGACCAUAAUAAGAGGGAUCAUACAAAAUGCAUGUUGUUGUUUAUUUAGUACUUACCUGAAUAAGAUAUUUCACAUAAAAGAUAUUUACUUAUAGUCCACAAGAGAAAAUAAUAGUUGAAUUUAUAAAAAUGACCCUGUUUAAAAGUUUACAUCCCCUUGAUUAUUAAUACUGUGUUGUUACCUGAAUGAUCCACAGCUGUGUUUUUUUUGUUUAGUGAUAGUUGUUCAUGAGUCCCUGGUUGGUCUAAACAGAAAAAUCCUUCAGGUCCCACAAAUUCUUUGUUUUUUCAGCAUUUUUGUGUAUUUGAACCCUUCACGACGACUAUGAUUUUGAGAUCCAUCUUUUCAUAUGCAACUAUUACAGAAGGCUCAAACACUCACUGAUGCUCCAGAAGGAAAACGAUGCAUUAAGAGCUGGGGGUGAAAAAUUUUGAACAGUAUGAAGAUGUGUAUUUUGCCUAAAUAUCAGUUUUUUCAUUUAGUAGUGCCCUUCAGAGGCUACAGAAGAUGGUUACAUGUUUCCCAAAAGACAAAAUAAGUUUAAUUUACCCUGAUCUUCAAAUUCCAAAAGCCUUCACCCUCCGGCUCUUAAUGCAUCAUUUUUCCUUCUGAAGCAUCCGUGAGUGUUUGAACCUUCUGUAAUAGUUGCAUAUGAGUCCCUCACUUGUCCUCAGUGUGAAAGAAUGGAUCUCAAAAUCAUACAGUCAUUAUUGGAAAGGGUUCAAAUACACAAAAAAGGCUGGAAACCAAAGAAUUUGUGGGACCUGAAGGGUUUUUCUGAAGAAUAACGGGCAGUUUAACUGUUUAGGACAAACAAGGGACUCAUGAACAACUAUCACUAAAAAACAACAAAAAAAAAACACAGCUGUGGGGUCAUUUUUAUAAAUUUAUAAAUUUAUAAAUUGAACUAUUAUUUUCUCUUGUGAAUUAUAUGUACUAAAUAAACAAUAACAUGCAUUUUUUAAGAUCACUCUUAUUUUGGUAAAAUUCACAUUUUGCAGAUUCUGUAAGGGGAUGUAAAAUUUUGACCUCAACUGUAAAUUUAAUAAAUCAUUCACCCUCUUAAAAUAUUUAAGAAGCGAAAGUAAGUUCUGAGUUAAAUAGGAGUUUAAGAAAUAGUUCAUUGUCUGAAAACCGACAGUCCUCGGGUCAUCCAAGAUGUAGAUUUGGCGAAAUUUAGCUUCACUGGCUCACCAAUGGAUACAUUGCAGUGAAUGGGUGCCGUCAGAAUGAGAGUCCAAACAUCACAAUAAUCCACAAGUAAUCCACACCACUCCAGUCCAUCAAUUAAUGUCUUGUGAAGCAGAAAGCUGUGUUUAUAAGAAACAAAUCCAUAAUUAAGGUGUUUUAACUUUCAACAGCCAUUGCUUCUGGUCAAAAUGAGUCUAUAAUCCAUAACAACGCUUCCUCCAGUGGAAAAAGUCCAUCUGCUGUUGUCCUCUCGCAUCAAAAUCAAAGCAAUGUCUCGUAUUUUGAAGUUAAAAACAUUUGUUUAUUACAAACAUGCAGUUUGUGGAUUACAUACAUUACUUGUGGAUUAUUGUGAUGUUUUUAUCAGCUGUUUGGACUCUCAUUCUGACGGUACCCAUUCACUGCACAGGAUCCAUUAGUGAGUGCUAAAUUUCUCCUAAUCUGAUAAAGAAAUGAACUGUUCUACAUUUUGGAUGAGUAAAUUCUUCUGCAUAUUUUCACUUUUGGGAUGUGCUUUUGCUUUAAAUUUAAUUAAAUGCUACAGAUUGGCUCUGAAUUCAUGUACUUAACCCAUUUAAGUGCAUCUUCUAAACUGGCCGAAUUGAAAUGAAAUAAACAUAGGUCCCCAUUCAUUUCCAUUUCAUAUUCCUCAGAUCGUUUAUACGUACGGACCAUGACUGACAAGUAUGUGUAUGUUGUUGUUUUCUUUUUAAGACGGCCGAGGCAAACCCCAUGUAUGAUUUUGAAAAUAGCUAAACUGGGCCGAGGCUCGCAAAAUCUUUCUUUUCUGUUUGCCUAUAUUGAUUGUAGGAAUGAAUGAUUUCUGAUUAUAAAAUUUGCAGUAGGAAUGGAUGGUGUUAAGUGUAUUUUAAAUGAUAUUUUAGGAAAUGCUCUGCUGUUUAGAGCCAUCCAUAGUUACAAAAAACAGAUAACCAGUGUGAAUACAGUUACUUCAAUCAUUAUAAUGGAUGGAAGUGCUCAGGAUGGAUAGUAAGGAAUCGCCUGCAUGACUGUAUUUAUAUUGUCCAAACUGGAUUUAUCUUGAAACCAUUGUUACCAUGUUUUAUUAGGCCUCAUUUCAGCCUAUAAACAUUCUCCCAACAACCCAAAAGCCAGUUUCUGGACUGUAGGUCUUUCUUGCUCAUUCACAUGAAUUUGCAUGUGAGGAGAAAAGAAAGAACUCACUGAUUCAUUGGUUUAUUUUUCAUAAUUUCAUUAUUUUGUUCAGUAUUAAUGCCCAGUGUUAACUAUUAACCCUAAAAAUCCCCCUGGAUUGUGUCUCUGGUCAUGGUCUUCCAGCUUCGACAUCAGAUGAGAUGCUUGGAAUGAAGCCAGUAUAUUCUAAUAGAAAUAUUUUGUAAUAAACUAGCUUUUUUUUUCUGGUGAUUUCGUUUACUGUGCUUUAUGACGUCGGCGACAUGGUUUGCUUGAUCACAUGGCUCAGCCCGUGCAGCGGAUUGGCUGAUUAUCUAUUGUAGAGGUCAUACAAUACACAUUAUGCUUUAGGUUAUCCCAUUAUUGACAGUUUUUAUAUUUUUUUGUAGUAUAAAUCAGUUUUUAAUGCUUGAAUGUGUCAGACAGGUCUGGGAGGUUUGCAGCAGUGAGCUGUAUCUUAUUACUGUUCAGACCUGGAUACAGCAUCAUGUUUCAAGAGCGUUAUGCAAUAUACAUAGAGCAGAUCAGAGAUGCUUGAGUUGAGUUUGGAUAGUUGAGAAAUAAUGUAGGUAUUUGAUUUCAACAUAAAGGGUAUAAUACAGUUGAGGUCAAAAGUUUACAUACACCUUGCAGAAUCUGCAAAAUGUUAAUUCUUCUAAAAUAAGAGAGAUCAUACAAAAUGCAUGUUAUUUUUUAUUUAGUACUGAACUAAAUAUGACAUUUUUAACAUAGCAGAUUCAUUUUUUGAAUUUAAAGAUCAGGGUAAAUUUUACUUAUUUUGUCUUCUGGGAAACACGUAAGUAUCUUCUGGAGGGCAGUACUAAAUGAAGAAGAAAAAACAGUGCAUCUCUUAAUGCAUCAUUUUUUCUUCUGGAGCAUCAGUGAGCGUUUGAACCUUCUGUAAUAGUUGCAUAUGAGUCCCUCAGUUGUGCUCAGUGUGAAAAGAUGGAUCUCAAAAUCAUACAGUCAUUAUUGGAAAGGGUUCAAAUACACACAAAUGCUGAAAGACCAAAGAAUUUAUGGGACCCAAAGGAUUUUUCUGAAGAACAGCAGGGAGUUUAACUGUUCAGGACAAACAAGGGAAUCGUAAACAACUAUCACUAAACCAAAAAACACAGCUGUGGAUCAUUCAGAUAACAACACGUAUAUUAACAAUCAAGCGUAUGUAAACUUUUGAACUGGGUCAUUUUUAAAAAUUCAACUAUUAUUUUCUCUUGUGGACUAUAUAUAAAUAUCUGUAUGGGAAAUAUGUUAUUCAGGUCAGUACUAAAUAAAAAAUAACAUGCAUUUUGUAUGUUCCCUCUUAUUUUGGUAAAAUAGUGCAAGGUGUAUGUAAACUUUUGACUUUAACUGUAUGUGUACUGUAUAGUGGGGUCCAAAAGUCUGAGACUGGCUUGCAUUUUCAUUUAAUACAUAUUUUAUUUACAAUUAUCAACAUAACCCAUUGAAAAACUAGAAUUUGAGUGUUUUAUUUUUUGUCUUUUUUUGCUUUAUAAUCAUGUUUUCAAGCAUGAUUUGAUGUUAGAGCAUUUAAUGACUCUUUGCAGA
Molecule: messenger RNA, 6359 nt
Organism: Labeo rohita (rohu)
Lineage: Eukaryota; Metazoa; Chordata; Actinopteri; Cypriniformes; Cyprinidae
Gene: rhot2
Product: ras homolog family member T2
Exons: 19
Coding region: 116-1969 (617 amino acids)
Biological process (GO): mitochondrion organization; small GTPase-mediated signal transduction
Cellular component (GO): mitochondrial outer membrane
Molecular function (GO): GTPase activity; calcium ion binding; GTP binding
Source: RefSeq, a predicted model, not a curated record